Messenger RNA from Echinops telfairi (small Madagascar hedgehog), 5727 nucleotides. It is a transcript of the gene ZNF217, whose product is annotated as zinc finger protein 217. The transcript is spliced from 6 exons. Gene Ontology annotation, biological process: regulation of DNA-templated transcription. Bases 136 to 3567 code for a protein of 1143 amino acids. The record is from RefSeq and is a predicted model, not a curated record. Gene Ontology annotation, molecular function: DNA-binding transcription factor activity, RNA polymerase II-specific; RNA polymerase II cis-regulatory region sequence-specific DNA binding. Lineage: Eukaryota; Metazoa; Chordata; Mammalia; Afrosoricida; Tenrecidae. Gene Ontology annotation, cellular component: nucleus.
UUGGCUCCGCAGGCCUCCACCUUGGAGGAGAAGGUGCCCCAGGACCCUCGCUGAGCAUCGCCCAGGCCAGGUUCUGGAAAUCCCUCCCGUCAGGAUCGCCUGCAUUGACUUCUUGCCCACCUGCAUCCCUCCUUUAUGCAGACAGGGGAUGGACUGACUGGUCGCUGCAAUUGCGGGGCUGUAUGCUUUGGGUGUGGAAAGACCCCCGAGAUAGCCUCUAUUGCCAAGUGGCCACACGCUGCCGAAGAGAAGAGAUUAGAAGGUGACCAGCCCCCUCUGAACUCGGAUCAUUCACACGCCGGGUGGCGGUCACAACAAAGCCUUACAAGUGGCCUUACUCCCUCCCACUCCAGAGAUUGGUGCUUGAGGUGCAAACCGGCAGCGACAGGUAACAUGCCAACGCAGUCCCUCUUAGUGUACAUGGAUGGGCCGGAGGUCAUUAGCAAUUCCCUAGGACCCCAGACUGAGGUGACUGAUGGCCCUUCCAUAAAAGGGGCCGCCACUGCUGUUCCGUUCCGACCCACGCAGGAAAGAAGCAGCGGGCAGCCCGAGGGCCCCCUGCCCCUGGACUGCAUGUUCUGCAACCAGGCCUUCGCCCAUUCGGAAGACCUCAACAAGCACGUGCUGGUGCAGCACCGGCCCACCCUCUGUGAGCCAGCAGUGCUGCGCGUCGAAGCCGAGUACCUGAGUCCCCAGGACAAGGGCCAGAUGGGCGCCGAGCCUCCCAAGGGCAAGAGCUGCCCAGACCAGGAAGACCCGAGCUGUGAGGUGUGCGGGCAGACGUUCAGCGCAGCCUACGACGUCGAGACCCACAUGAAGAAACACAAGGACUCCUUCACGUACGGCUGCAACGUGUGCGGGCGGCGCUUCAAGGAGCCGUGGUUCCUGAAAAACCACAUGCGGACCCACACGGGCAAGGCCGGCGCGCGGAACAAACUCCAGCAGGGCCUCGACUGCCCGGCGACCAUCAACGAGGUGGCGGUGCAGGAGCAGGCGGCCGAGGGCCUCGCGUCGCCCUUCAAAAUCUGCAUGUUCUGUGGCUUCUUCUUUCCGGACAAAGACGGUCUGAUCGAGCACAGCAAGGUGCACACCAGGGAGCCCUCGUUUGGGCCCGGGCCCGAGGUGGUGACCCCCAAGGAAGAGUUCCUGCGCUUGCUCAAACUGAAGCCCAGAUCCCACCUAGAAAAAGCCAAGAAGCCAGCCACGUGGAUCCCGCAGCUGGACGCCUUCACCACCUACCAGGCCUGGCAGCUGGCCACCAAAGGCAAGGUGGCCGUCAGCCGAGGGGAGGUCAAGGAGCCCGGGCAGGAGGGCAGCACCGACAAUGACGACUCCUGCUCAGACAAGGAGGAGCUGGGCGAGAUCUGGAGCGCGACAAACAAAGGCCACACUGAAGGUUCUGGAAAGCCCAAGGGGGGCAAAGGCAGCUGUGCGGGCCUCACCCACGAUAAAGAGAAGGCCCGGCAGGCGAAUGGGGACGUGUCUGGGGAUGGGGACCCCAAGCUGGUCCAUCACAAAGAGAAGCCCACGCACUGCUCUGAGUGCGGCAAGGCCUUCCGGACGUACCACCAGCUGGUGCUGCACUCCCGGGUGCACAAGAAGGACCGGCGGGCGGACGCCGAGUCACCCACCUUGGCAACCGAUGGGCGGCAGCCCAGGAUGGGCUCCCCGGACCUGGCUCCCCCGCUGGAUGAUAGCGGGGCUGUGGAGCGAGGUGACGGUGGCUCUGAGGACGGCUCCGAGGACGGGCUUCCAGAAGGACUGCAUUUGGAUAAAAGCUACGACGCUGGAAAAGUAAAACACCUUACGUCCUCCAGAGAGUGUAGUUACUGUGGAAAGUUUUUCCGUUCAAAUUACUACCUCAAUAUUCACCUUAGAACGCACACAGGUGAAAAGCCGUACAAAUGUGAAUUCUGCGACUACGCGGCCGCUCAGAAGACCUCGCUGCGCUACCACCUGGAGAGACAUCACAAGGACAAGCAGCCUGAGCUGGCUGCUGCCACCUCCACCGAGGGCAAGAGUGACGGGAGGAGCCAGGAGCCCGAGGACGCGCCGACUGCCCCCGAGAGUGUGCAGACCAAAAGUCUGAAGAGGCUUUUUGACGGUGCCAAAGAUGGGAAAGGCAGUCCCCCCACAAAGCAACUCAAGGAGACGGUGCCUUCCACCUUCCAGAAUGUUCUCAGCAGCAUGGUUCUCUCACCAGCCCACAAAGAUACUCAGGACCUCCGUAGAAACCUGCCCGACGACAGAGUGAGCAAAAGGCCCACCACUGCCUUCCUGGACGCGCUAACCAAGAGAGCUGUGCUGGAGCUGCAGGCUGGCCGCCCCGGUCAGCCCGAGGGGGCUGCCACUGCCCGCCCCGAUGGCAGCACCUCCUCCGUGGACGGCAGCCGCCGAGAAAUGCCGAGGGAGGCCGCUGGCCCCUGCAGAAGUAAGGCCUCGGCCGAGGGCCAGGAGAAGCCGCUGAACCUCUCCCGGGGACCCCUGCACAACGGCCCGGCCAUGUCACUGGGCAAAAACCUGAUCCCCACCAUCACCUGCCCCUUUUGUACCUUCAAGACGUUUUACCCCGAGGUCUUAAUGAUGCACCAGAGACUGGAGCACAAGUACAACCCCGACAUUCACAAAAACUGUAGGAACAAGGCCCAGCUGAGAAACAGGCGCACAGGGUGCCCUCCUGCCCUGCUGGGCAAGGAUGUGUCGCCCAUGUCCACCUUGCACAAGGCCAAGCCCAAGGCUGCCGGGCCCAUGCAGGCCAAGGUCCUGCCGCCCGAGAAGGCCCGGCAGUGUGCCCUGGGGCCGGACAAGGCCCCCCCACUGGCCUCGGGUGCAAACGGCAGCACUUUAGUCCCCAGUAACCUGAAGGCCCACCGGUCACAGCCCGGCCCUGGAGGGCCAGUGGCCGCACCACCCCGGCAGCAGGUGCCGGAGAUCUUCUCGAAGGCCGGUGCGGCUGCAGCGCCAGACAAGACGAAGAGGCCCGAGACCAAACUGAGAUCUCCAGUGGGGGCCCCGCCCCAGCCCCCCCUGGGCAGCGGCCAUGUCACUGGCUCUGCCGACCACCCCUCCAAGCAGGACAGCCAGUGGGUCCCAGCCGGCCGGGAGUAUUUCUCCACCCGUAGUGGCGGUGGUGCCAGUGGGGAGUUUGGCGAGCUGCCGCCCAAGAGACUGAAAUCAUCGAGUGUGGUGACCCUGGAGGCUGACCAGCCGGGGACCCAUUACUCCCGAAGGGGCUACGACCUCCCCAAGUACCAUGCCCGCACCAUCUCCAGCCUGCUGCCCCAGGACUUCGUCCGCCCGCCCCCGUCAGUAUUGUCCUCCAAGUCCAGGUUCCUGAGCCCCAGCGAGGCCGACUCGCCCAAUGGGCUGGCCACCCCGAAGCCUUAUGGUGGUGCCGGGCCGCUGUACCCCUCCUGUGCUCCCCCCAGCAGCCAGGUGGCCAGCGCAGCGCUCGAAGGAAAACGGCCUGUGUCGUAUCAACACUUAUCCAGCAGCCUACUCCAAAAGAGAAACUAUGAAAAUUUUAUCGGGAAUGCACAUUACCGACCAAAUGACAAAAAAACUUGAUUUCCUAUUUUGGGAGGAAAGUCUCCAGCCUGCGGGAGUCUGGAUGCUCGGCUUCGAGAACUCCCCACCGAACGAAGCCCCUCAGUUGGGCGCCAGAGGAAGUGGAGGCGGAAAGCUACUGAGACUUAAGCUGUGAUUGUACUGUGCCUGGGACAUACACGAACACUACAGUUGUGUGAAGUCGCUCUGUUCACUUUUGUACCAAAUAGCAAUAAAAACUAGUGUUGGGUUGUAUACGUACGAAGACCAGAAAUCUCUAUUUUGUUCCUGAACGAUAUUUUUUUAGAAUUGACCAAAUAGAACGUUGGUGGGUGUUGCGGUUUUGUUUUGCGUACUUGAGCGCGCUGCUGAAAGGAGACGGUGGGGUGGGGGCCGGGGAAAGUAUGUAACGCUUGCACCUCAGGUUAAAAAAAAAAUCUGUAAAUAUAUUCUGUUGGAAACCUGCUUGUUUAAAAAAGAUUGUAUGUAUCUCCCCCCGCCCCUGUCUAUUUGCUCACCACGUCGAGCAGUUUAAUAGUUUAUGCUUUCAUUUAAAAUGUGUUUUUUUAAGGAAAAAAAAUGACUUGUAUGAUAUUAAAAUCCUCCACAAUCUCUUGUUGUCUUAAUGGAAGUGCCCACCCCCUCUAUCAACCUGUGCUGCACAGAUGGAGACAAGCCAUUGUCCACUUGUGCCCUCUCUCCGCCCAGGACUGGGCCUCCUUGUGUCCCCCCACCACCACCACCGCCGCUCCGCAGGUGGCCCCAGGGCUGCCAUGGUCCCCUUGCUCCUGAGGAACCCGGGCUUUUCCUGGGGGGCGGGGGCACGCAUUUACAGAGAGCCCUUUCCUCUGUAGAGUGGCACGGUGCUGAAUAACCGUCACUAUGCCGAGGUGGAGCUGCUGACUGACAUUGUCUUUGGGCAAGAUUGCAUUUAUUGUGGGAGAGGGACCGGGCGGUUGCCUACGUUGGCAUGUCUAAAGGCUCGCUGCGUGUGCGGGGAGGCUAUCUCGAGAGGAAGGAACAUAUUUCUGCACAUGUUGGCCUUGUGUUUGGAAGGAGGUCUGGGGGUGUGGGGCACCCUGGGUAACUAGGGGUCUCGCCAUGGUGCAGAGGCACACUGGUGGGGAAUGGGCAUCUGCUGCCGGAGCCUCCUGGGGAGGGAAGACUGGGCUCUCCCUGCUCGCUCUUCCCACCUCUCUAACAUUCCCCGCUUCCGGAGAUUUGGAAGCAAUAGUGCUCUUCUCAGUGCAUGUGCAAACACGGGGGCCUUCCUGGGUGGGAGGGCAGGGGAGCCAACCCCCCUGGCCUAAUGUUUGAGGAACCGUCUCAAAAGUAAGUUUGCACUGUUCAUUUAUUUUUUGCCCUGCCCUUUUGCACAGAGCAAGGGCAAAGACCUAAAAUAUUUUAGUAAAACCCGGGAAGGGUCCUGAUUCUCAUUAUGCAACGCGGUGGGAACUCCCGCUCCCACGCCCCAGUGGGAGGUGAGGCCCCAGUGGGAGGUGAGGCGGGGCCGGGGCAGAGAGCCCCUCCUGGGGGCGCCGCAGUGGAGGGCUUCGGAUUGGGAACCACACUGUGGACCUCCCUCCUGUUCGCAAGCUGAGCCAUGUGUGCAUCAUCUCGUUCUCUGAGGUCUGCACUCAGCCUCGUUUUGAGGAGGAACAUGUUUGCAGCCCAGUCUUGGCCCAGUUCACCGAGUGCUGCAGGAAACACCCUGGAACUGUAAAUGCGAAGGGGGCAUGUGAUAAAAAGAGGGCUGACAUGUAAAUGUAACUGAAAAGUCACCGAAUCUAUCCGAAAAUGUAAUUUGUAUUGUGCAGAAAUGCUGAGGGUUUUCAGAUUUCUCUUUUCCAGCCACUUUUCUGGAUGCAUGGAAAAGCAAAAGUCCCUCCCAUGCCCAGCCCUUUACCACAAAAUCCAUAGUUUUUGCCCGUCAGUAUUAGUUAUUGGAGUACUACUGGUUUUGUACCCCCCUUCCUUCUUUGAGACAACAGUACACACAAUAGAGGUACAAUUUGUUGGAAUUUUGUUUGUGUAUUUAUUUCAUUCCAGUUUGAUUUAUUUUAAUUGUUGAUACUUAAGUUGUCGAACAGUAGACAUUACUUGUUUUAUUUAUGAUAUAUUUCAGCUUAAUAAAGUUAUGUUAUUAUAAGUGGAUGUAAAUACAGAUUGGGUGUUUUGCGA